Seminavis robusta is the source of this 315-nucleotide messenger RNA. The record is from the annotation of a GenBank genome assembly. NCBI's taxonomy places the organism in Eukaryota, Bacillariophyta, Bacillariophyceae, Naviculales, Naviculaceae.
AUGGCGUCUAAUAGAUCCAUAAUUAGAGGAGGCAACAAGCAUCACAUCCUCUUGGCAGACACGGCCAGUGUCAUGACGAUAGCUGCGUCUCUAUUAUUGAUGAAACGGCUGAAAUGGACCUCGAAAGACGCUAAAAAAAAGCGACGAUACUUCCAGUACAAGGUGAUUCAAACUCUGGUUGGCCCCACUCUCCAAAUGGAACCAGUGGACUCUCAAGCCAGUGCCUUGUUCCAAGCAGACUCGAAAGAAUCCUCGGCGUUGCUCAUGCUGACCACGUAUUCACUGUCACCUGCUUCUUCGGCCAGCAACAACUAG